AUGGCAACGACCCAUCCGCAUAUCGCGGCACGAGGGUACGGGUCGAAUGCCACAUACAUAUAUGAGUACUCAAGGGGAUUGAGUGGUGUGGACGUCCCUCGUGAUGUGAUCAUUACUCGGAUCAUCUACAUUUCUCUCAGCGCUGUGGCAUUCGCAUUGUUCUGUGGCCGGGUCGCCCAGAUUAGCCAUGCCUAUCUGCGCCGAAUCAUCGCAUCUGGUGCAAACCAGCGCCAGCAGACCUUCUGGGCCCAGGAGCAAUCAUCGUGGUGGUCCAACCUCAAGAAACACAUCUUAUAUGCCCCACUAGGAAAGAAACGACACAACCGAGAACUACAGCUCUCUUCGGCUGUCAAUGUUGGUACCUUACCCUCCCGACUACAGACCAUCCUGGUCACACUAUACUUCGCCAGCCAGGUCACAUACUGCGUCUUCCUGGACUAUAGUGUCAACAACAAGGCAGCCUUGGUAGCCGAGCUGCGCGGCCGAUCCGGGACGCUGGCCGUACUCAACAUGGUCCCGCUCUUCCUCCUCGCUGGCCGAAACAACCCCUUGAUCCCUCUCCUCCACAUCAGCUUCGACACAUACAACCUCCUCCACCGCUGGCUGGGCCGCAUCGUCGUCCUCGAGGCAGUCGUCCACACAGCCGCAUGGGCCGUCAAUGCCGUCGACGAGGAAGACUUUACCCAUAUGCUCGCCCGCCUACGUAGCACUCCCUUCUUCACCUGGGGCCUGGUAGGCACAGCCGCAAUGAUGUUCCUUUGCCUACACUCCCCCUCACCCAUCCGCCACGCUUUCUACGAGACCUUCUUACAUCUACACCAGCUGGCCGCCGUGCUAGCCUUCCUCGGCGUAUACAUGCACCUACAAAUAGACAGUCUCCCACAGCAAAACUGGGCAAGAACGAUCGCUGCACUCUGGCUAGGCGACCGACUCGCACGCCUCUUCCGCCUCGUCCACCUCAAUAUCUCAACCUCCGGCACAACAAGAAUGGUCGUCCAAGCGCUCCCAGGCGAAGCCUGCCGCGUAACCUUCCACCUCCCCAAACUCGUUCAAAUCGAACCAGGCUGCCACGUAUUCGCCUACAUCCCCAGCAUCUCAUGGUGGAUGUCUCACCCAUUCUCAAUAGCCUGGGCAGAGCCCAGCACAAGCAAGACAGCAACACUCCUCCCUUCCCCAACCCAACCCCGAAAGGGCACAUACACCGACAUAGAAAAACAAUCCAACCUCCCCACCAAACCCACCAAACCAACAACCCAAGUCUCCCUCAUAAUCGGCGCCCAAAAGGGAAUGACCCGCCGUCUCUACAACCUCGCCAACGCAUCCCCCUCAAAAUCCCUCACACUAUCAGGCUUCAUCGAAGGCCCCUACGGCUCAAACCCAAUAAACCUCUCAAGUUACGGCACAACAAUCCUGUUCAGCGCCGGCGCAGGAAUAACCCACCACCUCCUCCACACCCACGCACUCGUCACCCAAGCCGCACAGAACUCCGCCGCAACACGAAAAGUCUACUUGAUCUGGUCUGUCCGCUCUACAGAUCACCUCGCCUGGGUAAGUAGCUACAUGGACCAGAUCCUACGACUACCCAGUCGACGAGAUAUUCUCGUUGUGAAGCUCUUCGUUUCGAAGCCGCGUCGGGCAGCGGAUAUCGUUAGUCCUUCUGCGACAGUGCUUAUGCAUUCCGGUCGGUGUAGGCCUGAUGUUGUUCUUGAUGAGAUUUUGCCGACCAGGACGGGGGCGACACUUGUUAGUGUUUGUGGGCCUGGGGCUUUUGCAGAUGAGGUUAGGUCUGCGACUAGGGAGAGGAUUGGGAAGGGGGCUGUUGUUGAUUUUGUUGAGGAGGCAUUUACAUGGUGA
Messenger RNA from Penicillium robsamsonii, 1854 nucleotides. RefSeq names its product ferric reductase family protein. The record is from RefSeq and is a predicted model, not a curated record. Gene Ontology annotation, cellular component: plasma membrane. Lineage: Eukaryota; Fungi; Ascomycota; Eurotiomycetes; Eurotiales; Aspergillaceae. The transcript has a single exon. Gene Ontology annotation, molecular function: ferric-chelate reductase activity. Bases 1 to 1854 code for a protein of 617 amino acids. Gene Ontology annotation, biological process: intracellular iron ion homeostasis; copper ion import; iron ion transport.